Messenger RNA from Aureobasidium subglaciale EXF-2481, 1017 nucleotides. RefSeq lists its product as uncharacterized. Gene Ontology annotation, molecular function: methyltransferase activity. NCBI's taxonomy places the organism in Eukaryota, Fungi, Ascomycota, Dothideomycetes, Dothideales, Saccotheciaceae. The record is from RefSeq and is a predicted model, not a curated record. The transcript is spliced from 9 exons. The coding region runs from base 1 to 1017 and encodes 338 amino acids.
AUGUCCGACGGAGCUGCAGAGACCGAGAGCAUCAGUCUCAAUCAUGCCAGAGAACAAACUCUCGAGGCCGACUCGUGGAGCGAUAAUGAUUCAGCACUCGGUGAUGAUACUCAAAGUACAACUACCUCAUUGAGUGAAUCAAUAUACAGUUAUCGCCAGGAACAUGGUCGCACAUAUCACGCCUACAAGGAUGGACAAUAUGUCUUCCCAAAUGACGAACGUGAACAAGAUCGAUUGGAUCUGCAGCAUCACAUGUGCAAUUUGACGUAUAGAAGACUACAUCUGGCACCUCUCAGGAGCCCGAGGCACGCACUCGACAUCGGUACUGGAACCGGAAUCUGGGCCAUGGACUUUGCGGACCAAUACCCAAACUGUGAAGUGACUGGCAUCGAUCUCAGCCCUGGACAGCCUUCCUUCGUGCCACCCAACCUAAAAUACAUCAUAGAUGACGCCGAAGAGCUUUGGGUCUACGAUCAUAGAUUCGAUUACGUCCACUGUAGAUUAAUGGCCGGCUGUUUCGCAGACCCAGAAAAGCUCAUACAGCAAGCAUUCGACAAUCUAGAACCUGGUGGCUACCUCGAGUUUCAAGAUUAUGGACUACCCUGCAGAAGUGUUGACGACACGCUUGAUGGCACUUCACUAGAGAAAUGGGGAAUCCUGAUGUGCGAAGCUGCGCGUAAGCUUGGCCGUCCCAUGGGCACCGAAGUGUCUGAAAAGUAUCGAGGAUGGAUGGAAGCGGUUGGUUUCGUGGAGAUUGAGGAGCAACACUUUAUGUGGCCUUCAAAUCCAUGGCCAAAGGACAAGUACAUGAAGGAACUGGGCAAUUGGAACAUGAUCAACAUUCUGGAAGGCCUCGAGGGAUUCUGUCUAGCGCUGAUGACCAGGGGUCUCGGCUGGAAAAAAGAAGAAGUCGACGUGUUCGUCGCCAAAGUCUCAUCUGACGUCAAAAACAGAGGCAUACACGCCUAUUACCCGAUGCCGGUCGUCUGGGGAAGAAAGCCUCUGACAGCAAACUGA